AUGCUUUUUCUCGCGCUCUAUUAUCACAUCUCGCAUUCUAUCCAUCUAUUCCGAGGUGUCAUAGACGAGAAGAGCAACAAGAACGGUGCAAAUACUACACUUAAACCCGUCGACAUUUUCUUCAGGCAAGUGCGAGUUCCUGAACGGAGUAUAUCUAUCAUGGGUGGAAUUUGA
Molecule: messenger RNA, 174 nt
Organism: Plasmopara halstedii
Lineage: Eukaryota; Oomycota; Peronosporomycetes; Peronosporales; Peronosporaceae
Exons: 2
Coding region: 1-174 (57 amino acids)
Source: RefSeq, a predicted model, not a curated record